CUUAGGCCCGAGCGUCAAUGACUCCGCCAAAGCGACAUAAACCACCAUCCACCAAGUGUCACUAGUCCAACUUCUCAAGAACCAUACUUAAUCUCGCCAAGUGCCUACUGGGGUCUUUCUCCUGCUACCCUCUUCCUUUCCCCGGUGAAACCUGAAUAGCGCCAGACUGCUCUCCGGCCAUGGCGUCUGUGACACUUGAAAGCCUUCCGGUGGAGUUGAUCGAGGAAAUUGUGGCUUGGCUAGACUUCCACGAUCACUGCGCUCUGCGUCUGACUAAACGCACCAUCUCCGUCAAAUCGUCUAAUGCUGCAUUUCGGAAAUAUUUCCUUUCCAAGAAAUUGGAAAUCGCGGAGGCCCCGCUUGAGCAGUUUGUUGGGGUUACCCAGCCAGGACGGUUCGGGCUUUGGGUGCAGGAUCUCACUUUGUAUACGUCUAUUGCCCUCCACACUGAAGAAGUGCCCCCUGUUAGCCCCAGAGUGCUUGAGUUACUGGCGCAAGGGUUUGCAAAUAUGCAUAAUAACUCACCGCACGAUGAGCUUUUAUCAAUUACCCUCAAGGUUUUCGGGAACGGCUAUCUGGGAGCUCUCACCGACAGAGUGUUUCAAGUGACAAUGUCAGCCCUCAAAAAUUCUGGGCUGCCUAUUCGGUCACUUGAUGCCUUUGCAGGUGGCUAUUCUCACACAUAUGGGGGGCGUUGUAGCUUCCCUUUCGGCGAGAUCCCCGCUGUAUUCGGCGGCAGCACGGCGGACUUGACAAGGCUGGCGGCAGCAUUCCAACCAUGCAAGAAGAUAGGACUAAGCCUGGCGCACCACAUACAUAAGAUAGAUUUCCUUAGACCCCGGGAAUCCCCUUUAAGGCCAGAGGACGAUUUCGAGUUACCGCCGAGCUACGAAGAAGCCCGGGAAAACACCCGAUCACUCGCACACCUUUUGAGCCUUUGUCCUAAUCUCGAGGAACUGCACCUGGUAUGGGAGUAUGAUGAAUUCGACGAGACGGCCGGGGUGAGGGAGGAAUUAUACUUCUUCAAUCGGGUAGUAGAAUCUUGCCAAUUCCAGGGCUUGAAGAAGUGUACCUUGUGCGACACUCGAAUGUCUGAAGCUACGCUCAUGACUUUUUUUCGUCAGCUUACUCGGCUGGUGCACUUGGACUUGAGGCUGAUUCAUGUUGACGGUCACUUCGACGGUCUAUUCAGACUCUUGUCUACGGCGAUGCCAGAGCUGAGUUACUUGCGUCUCCAGUACCUUUACUCCUCCUCUGGAACCAUUUACUUCCCACGUGAGCCGCGAGAUAAUGCUGCGAGAUCCCCAUUGCGUCGGUCAGCACAAAGAUUGAUCCGGAGGGGUGUCAACGCUAGGAGGCCAGUCAUUACUAGGAUUAGGUGAUGGAAGGCCUCAAUCACGAUGGAUGAGUUAUUAUAUACUUCGAAAGACGACAGACAUAUCAACUUCCUUGCCAGCCGGUAUCCGCUCCACAGCGAAAUGUGAGUCCCUCAGUUGAUCGCAUAUGAGCGAUCGGCCAGUUCUUAGC
Molecule: messenger RNA, 1527 nt
Organism: Aspergillus eucalypticola CBS 122712
Lineage: Eukaryota; Fungi; Ascomycota; Eurotiomycetes; Eurotiales; Aspergillaceae
Exons: 1
Coding region: 180-1382 (400 amino acids)
Molecular function (GO): protein binding
Source: RefSeq, a predicted model, not a curated record